Molecule: messenger RNA, 1211 nt
Organism: Solanum lycopersicum (tomato)
Lineage: Eukaryota; Viridiplantae; Streptophyta; Magnoliopsida; Solanales; Solanaceae
Product: histidine biosynthesis bifunctional protein hisIE, chloroplastic
Biological process (GO): L-histidine biosynthetic process
Molecular function (GO): phosphoribosyl-ATP diphosphatase activity; phosphoribosyl-AMP cyclohydrolase activity
Source: RefSeq, a predicted model, not a curated record
CUUAAGUCCUAUUACACUCCAGUGACUCACUUCUCCGCCGUCGCUAUCGCCGUCGCCGUCGUUAUCGCCGCCCUGUGUUUCGUCUUGUAUAAUCGGAUCGUAAGAUGUCAGUUUCUUAUUCUCCUUGCUUUCAACCUCUGAAAGUGUUCCCUACAAGUAAUCGUAUUCGUUCAAGCGGAGCUUUGACCUUGAAUCGACGUAAUGCAGUGGCGUGUAUGAAAAAAUCUCAUGAAGAUACCUCUCUUGAAGCAAAGGUUGAUUUCUUACUAGAUCAUGUCAAAUGGGACGACAAAGGCCUUGCAGUUGCUAUAGCCCAAAAUGUUGAUACGGGAGCAGUCUUAAUGCAAGGCUUUGCAAACAGAGAGGCUUUGUCAACAACAAUCUCAUCACGUAAAGCAACAUUUUAUAGCCGGUCACGGUCAUCUUUAUGGACAAAGGGAGAGACCUCCAAUAAUUUUAUCAAUGUUUUCGAUGUCUUUCUUGAUUGUGAUCGUGAUUCUAUUAUAUAUCUUGGGAAGCCUGAUGGCCCAACAUGUCACACGGGGUCAGAGACAUGUUAUUACACGCCAGUUGAUGAACUCCUGAAACAUCCAGAGGUUGAGAAAAACGAGCUGGCUUUGACGACUUUAUACGCAUUAGAAUCUACAAUCAACCAAAGGAAGGCAGAAACAUCUAGCUCUUCAAAUGGAAAACCCUCAUGGACGAAGCGAUUGUUGCUUGAUGACAAAUUGCUUUGCUCCAAAAUUCGAGAAGAAGCUAACGAGUUAUGCCAAACUUUGGAGCAAAACGAGGCUAAUGGACGGACUGCCUCAGAGAUGGCAGAUGUCUUGUAUCAUGCCAUGGUUUUGCUUUCUCUUAGAGGAGUAAAACUAGAGGAAGUUAUGCAGGUCCUUAGACAAAGGUUUUCAAAGUCAGGCAUUGAAGAAAAGAAUAGUCGGAAAUCCUAGGACACAUAUGGGUAUACAGUUGAAGAAGGCUUCAUUACAGUCUACGAUUGUUCUUCGUUUUCUACGAGAGAGGGGGGGAGGGGGAAUACUCUAGCUCCCUAAUGCUGUUAAAAGUGUAUGUGUUUGUGUGGGGGUGGGGGGUCUUUGUCAAUACCAACCUUAUUGAUGUACUGUUGCUAAUGGGAACAUAUAUGAACAACAUUCUUGAGCAUUUUCUUUUUAACUUAUACAAUCUUAUCAAAUGAGCGAACACUCGCUUCAAGA